GAACUCUGGUGGGAGUCACCCUCACAGCCAAAUCGAGUUCCCUUAAUUAACGCGGAGGGUAUAAAACUGCAGCCACUUUCGGAUGAACUUCCCUCUCACUAGCGGAGUUAGGAUUUGAUGCAACAGUACGUCAGUAUGAUUUCCAAACAGCAUCUGGCAGGAGCAGCAACAGCGGCUGUAAUCCACCAAUGUUGGAAAAUGAAAAACUGCGGUCCACGAGACGACAAAUACGUUUGAGACGCCUUUUGGCGUUGAUACGGCAGCAAAAGGAAACCAGGUGUCGGUACAUUUGAAUUCAGCCACCCCAAUUAUGGCAUUCUAUGGAAACCUAUGUGCCUGAGGAGGGAUUUUCGGGUCAUCAGAAUAACUAUGCGGAACCUUAUGCACCUAAUAGCCUCUCCACAAGAUCACGGUUGGAGCCAGGAGAUGGAGGUGCUUGUGUUCAUGUACAGCUUGGCCCAUGGACUGUCCCUGUCUGCGGUGGCAUUGGCAUUUGGGAUCCCCAAAAGCACACGACAUGAUCCGCAGGGUGAGCAAUAGAAUAAAGGCCAAGCUGUCAGUUUUAAUCUCCUUACCAUCAGCACAAGAAAUUCCUGCCAUCACACAGGGAUUCUGCAAUCUUGCUGAGAGUUUUGCACUUGACCAUGUCGCUGGAGCCAUAGAUGGAUGCCACAUCAGAAUUCAAGCCCCAGGGAACCAACACCAAACUGACUACAUAAACUAUAAGUUGUUCCCCUCCAUACAGAUGCAGGCCAUCUGUGAUGCUAGGGCCAGAUUCUUGGAUGUCUUUGUGGGCUUUCCAGGCUCCGUCCACGAUGCCAGGGUUCUUUUGCCAGGCCCUGUACCAGCUGGUUAUUACCUAUUAGGAGAUGGAGCAUACACGUGCCUGGAGAGCCUCAUAGACAUUCUGACACCAUACAAACAACCACUGCGAGGCCGUGUCCAGGAGAGAUUUAACACCCAUCAUGCCAGGGCUCAUUUCGUUGUGGAACGAGCUUUUGGCAUGAUGAAGUCACGCCGGCGAGCCACUCUGUCCAAAGCCUUGGAGGUGAGUCCCACCUUCGCCCCAGACCUAAUCACCUGCUGUGCAUUCCUGCAUAAUUUGUGCAUCAGCAUGGAUGAUGAGCUGGAAGAACUGGAUGAGGUGCCCAAUGCUGCAGACCCACAGAUUUCUCCCCCUGUUGGAGGACAAGAAAGGCCUGGAAAUCACAUAAGGGACACAAUUGCUGCUCGUCUCUCUGCCCCAAUCAGGGUGUCACAACAUUUAAACGCACAUGACUAUUUGUAAUGUUUGCACACAUUAUUUUUGGUCAUUGAGGAUGUUAUCUUAUUUGUUCUAUUAUGUGAAACAUCUUUAGAUAUACAUGUUAGUUGUGAGCAUUUCUCAUUUCAAAUAAAAAUAAAGUCUUUACCACAAAUUAAAACAAGCUGGCGCCAUA
Micropterus salmoides (largemouth bass) is the source of this 1439-nucleotide messenger RNA. RefSeq names its product putative nuclease HARBI1. The transcript has 3 exons. Bases 461 to 1288 code for a protein of 275 amino acids. NCBI's taxonomy places the organism in Eukaryota, Metazoa, Chordata, Actinopteri, Centrarchiformes, Centrarchidae. The record is from RefSeq and is a predicted model, not a curated record.